CGUUGUUGACAUCAACUUCCUACUUUGCGGUAUGAAAGCCUUCAACGGCAGCUUUCGAUCAUGAAAAGCGGAUAAACACACAACCACACAACGAAACAGGUAGACGUAGACGCGUCUUGUGUUUGCUUAUUGUAAAUGCGCUCCUAUCUCAGUCGACUGUGAGCUUAGAGAAGGUGAAAGGAGCUCAAGUCGAUGGUUUCAGCCCCCACAUUCAGCUCACAAGAUCGCAGCAUGUGAUAUCGAUUAGAGGAUUGCAACACACAAGCACUUGUCUGUUCGCUGCACAUUUGCGACAAGACGAGACUUACACGUGCUUCUUCAUUUACAGUUUAACGUUGGUUGCAUUCCCAGGGGUAUCCUGCAGAUGAAAGUGAAAGUAGAACACCGAAUUGAAAGCUCGCCUUCCACUUCGCCUUUUUUUUUUUUUUGACUGAAUCAGCUUUUUUGACUGAAUCAGUUAACGGUAGAUGAAAGAUGGUGCACGUCUACAACUGCCACCCAUACGCCUCACAACAGAUUGUGCAGGUGGAGCAGGAGCCUGGCUUGAUCUGCUGUGGAGGCGCCGCCUUGUUUGUGGUUGCGACCGGGGGAUGCAAGGUGGAAGCCUACAAUCUGGAGCAGGAGGGCUGCCCUCUCAUCUGUCGCUUUGCUACCAUGGGCACGGUCAGGAGCAUCCUGUACAGCGACAUCGGAGACUACCUGGUCACGAUAGAGGAAAAGAACAGCGCCACCUACCUGAGAGCCUACACCAACUGGCGUUACCAGGCCGAGGAAAAGGCUCGCGUCGGAGUGCGCUUGUUGGGCCACUUCCUUCGAGGGGCGUCUCAGCGAGGCGGAGCGCAGAUGGAGAUCAUUGAAAUCCCCUUAUCAGAGCGUCCCGUGGCUGUGGCCUGUUGCCCGCUGACGGGUGACCUCCUGGUUGGCUGCGACAAGACUCUGGUUCUCUUUACUUUGAGAAGACACAACCAGCAAAACACGCCAAACGUACAACAGCCUUCAAACGGCCAGCAGAGCACCAGUCCGAGCUCAGAUCAGAGUUCAAACCAAAAUGCGUCCAUUCUGGACUUUGAACGCUCCGUCAUCUUGCAUCUUCCGGGAAUGAAACCUAAACAGGUGGCGCUGUGUGCAGGAUACGUAGCUGUGCAAGCGGAGCUAGAGGUGCUGGUCCUGAAACUGGAUGCUAAUGAUGAACCAAACGACCCGGUGCCAGAGGAGUCAUCCGAAGUGCCUAAAAAUGAUCAAGCUGAGGACCAGGUCGACUUCCUGCUCCUUCCUCGGCGCCAGGAGUUGCUGGGCGAGCGCGCGCGAGACUGCGACAUCCCCGUCAGCAUCGAGAAAACGGGGCUGGAGGACAGAGGACAAAACACCUUCUCCUAUGUUCUCUUCAGGCGUUUUACUCCAGACUACUUUCAGGGCUGCGGUGUGGAGACGCAGCUUCACUCCCUAAAACUGCAACCUUUAUUCACAAGCGGCCAGUCUGUGGUUGAAGAACCGCCUUGCGUGUUCUGCUUCUUCUCCCUUCCUACCACUGGCUACCUGUACAGCCUGAAAGGUGGAGUUGAGCUUGUCUCGAUUUAUCAGUAUCCAGAGAAGGUCUUGGAAGCCGUCCUCACAGAUCACCUCUUACACGUCAUUACCAAGAGCGCACUGCAGUGCUUCACGGUGCGUUGCGCAGCAGUCGCGGCCCGCUUGGAGGACCCCUACGUUGAUACCACAAUGAGGGCUUGUCCGCCCUGCAACCUGGAGGUGUGCGCCCUGAGGAUUCAGCUGUUCAUCGGCCUUCGCUCGGUGUGCACGUACGGCCGUCACGUCAUCCUGUUCUCUGCCGCUGACGUCGACGCGCCGGAGGAGACCGAACGCAACGCGCAACGUCGAGGCCUGAGCAGGAGGUGGACUGCAUCUGCUCCCAAGGACACCGAUGCUGUCGGACAUGGAUGGAAUCUCUAUGUGGUUGAAACCGUUCCUCCGCUCACUCUCUACCGAGAAAUGGUUGAAUACAGCCAGCAUUACGUGCAGAACAACCAGCAAGCGCAGAGCCUUGGGCACCUCCUGAGCGAAGCUCACCUGCUGCUCCGUGCGGCCUCGCUCCAGCCUCGUCAGCCGUGGUGGCGUGGCGGCGGCCCCGCACACGGCCGUCCUGACGAAGCAGAGUUGGAGGAGGCGUUCAGGGAGAACUGCGCUCAGCUGGCGGACUGUUUCAGCAGGGGAAGCCAGAGACACUGUCACCAAGCGCUGCCUUACUACAGAAUGUCGGGCCUAUCAGUCAUCGACGUCAUGGCCAGGAACCGCCCCCUCCCGAGCAGCCCACACACCUACGGCCCGGGCUUUUUGUUUUACCUGAAGCAUUUCCUUUUAGAAGAGACCGACCUGCAUCUCACUCAGGAAGCGGCCGAUGAGGUCAUCGACAUUUUUAGCCAAUCAGAACCCUCCCAGCUUGUCAGCGUGUGUGCCAGCCCAACAAUGGUAAAUGUAGACCCUCACCGGACACUUCAAAUCUUGCAACAUCUGGAGGACAGUGCAGGCGUGUCUGUUGCGCUGACAAUCACCAUGGCAACCAUGACGCUGCGAUUGGAUGAUCUGCCACAGUACACACAGCUGAUGGAGAGACAUGCCGAGAUGGUGCUGGUGUAUGGCUUCAUCGAGGAGCCAAGGCUGCUGCUGCACGGCGGAGGUGGAGGCCAGCACGCUCACAUCUGCCCCACGGCGUUGAGCCAACAAAUGGUCAAGUCCCAGCCUGGCCUGCUGGUGGCGUCCAUGGUCGCGCUGCACGAGAACAACAAAGUUCACCUUGAGCAGGUGGACCGAAUGUUUCAGACGCUGGGCUGUGGAAACAGCUUGCAGGUGGAUUUCUGGGAGGCGACGCUGAUGGCGUCAUCACAACAAGGUGUCAUUCAAGAGCUUCUCUUCCGAUUGUCGUCAGUCUACAUCGAGCGACUGAUACACACGAGCACAGACAAAUGUCUCCACGAACCUCCACCACGGAAGUCGUUGAAGAGCGCUGACGAUCUGAUCAAUUCCUGUUCCCAUUACGGUGCUUUGUAUCCCUGGCUUUUUGUUCUCAGUCCACUUCACAGUACCAACUUUCAACAUCAGGAGGCGUUACACAAGAUGCAGUCACUCCUUUGCGGACCGUCGCUGUCUGUGGGCUCAGUCACACCCUUUUUGGAAAGUCUGCCAGACAAAACCUUGUGGGGCUUCAGCCUGCACAUCCUGUGCGCCACCAGAAGAGGGCAGUAUGACCGCAGCAUUGAAGAGCUUCUGGAGCGAUGCCCCCAGGCUAUUAUUGCCUACGCCAAUCACCACUUGCAAGAUCAACACAUGGAUUUGUGGUGGAAGAAGCUGCUCCCAGAAAUCUGCAAUCGGACAAGAACCGCGUCGGACAACAGCAUUCUGUUGGCGGCUCUCAAAGAGACGCUGGUGGUUGUUGCCAUGGAGACAAGUCCUGCAGAGUUUUUGGAGCUCAUACCUGAUGACGGAACAGCUUCGUACUUCUUACCUCACUUGUUGACCUGCAGCCAGAGACACUUAUUGGCCUAACACGUGUGCAUGCAAACUCUUGAUCAUGUUGGCUACAGUUGCUUGAGUUGCUGUUUACAGUAUGGGUGUCACAAACACUGCCAAGUGGUCACGCCAUCGGUUUUGUCUUGGAACGGGCCUGCGGGCUACUCGUGCCUCUUGGGGGCUGCGCCUCGUUGCUCAUCACUGAAAUAUAUCAUGCAAACAUUCA
Syngnathus acus (greater pipefish) is the source of this 3727-nucleotide messenger RNA. RefSeq names its product HPS3 biogenesis of lysosomal organelles complex 2 subunit 1 (gene hps3). The transcript has 23 exons. Gene Ontology annotation, biological process: organelle organization. The record is from RefSeq and is a predicted model, not a curated record. NCBI's taxonomy places the organism in Eukaryota, Metazoa, Chordata, Actinopteri, Syngnathiformes, Syngnathidae. Gene Ontology annotation, cellular component: cytoplasm. Bases 475 to 3537 code for a protein of 1020 amino acids.